Molecule: messenger RNA, 1116 nt
Organism: Humulus lupulus (European hop)
Lineage: Eukaryota; Viridiplantae; Streptophyta; Magnoliopsida; Rosales; Cannabaceae
Exons: 3
Coding region: 1-1116 (371 amino acids)
Source: RefSeq, a predicted model, not a curated record
AUGACAGAGUAUUUCCAGGAGUUGUUCAAAGCCUCUGAGAUAGAAUGGCACGAGAUCAUUGAGUGUAAUGAGCCGUCUAUUAGCACUGAGCAAAAUUUGGAAUUAUUUAAGCCUAUUUCGGAGGAAGAGGUUAAAGAUGCUUUGUUUCAAAUGCACCCAGAUAAAUCUCCAGAUCCUGAUGGGAUGACACCAACAUUUUAUCAGAAAUUUUGGAGGAUAUACUACCCUCGGGGCUCUUAUCGAGAUGCAGUUUUGGGCACCAAUCCAAGCUUCAUUUGGUGGAGCAUAUGGGAGGCUCAAGAUCUGGUACGGAAAGGUGUAAGGAGAAGUGUCAGGUCGGGUUCGGAGAUUGACAUCAUUAAGGAUCCUUGGCUCCAUAGUGAUGAAGACAUGUAUGUGGUAUCUAAUCACCCUAGUCUUGGCAACAAGAAGGUGGCAUCUCUUCUUAAAAUAGGGCAACGUGAUUGGGAUGCAGAGUUGAUCAAUGACAUGUUUGUAGAAAGUGAUAAAGAGUUAAUCCUAGGUAUCCCUCUGAGUAGCUCGGCAGACAAAGAUCUUUGGCAGUGGACAAAGGAGUUGUCCUGUUUCUAUACAGUUAAAAGUGCUUACAAGUUCACUCCCGAGCUUAAAGGAAGAUGGUGGGUGGAUGAUAACUCUAGUUUUUGGCAUCAGUUUUGGCAGUUAAAGGUUUCGCCAAAAGCGGUUUUUGAAGCUAAUUCGAAGGAGAAAAGAGGUGUGGCUGGGAUGUUGUGUUGGGCACUUUGGAAGGGGCGGAAUGAUCUGGUUUGGAACCAAAAUAUCUUCUCUAUUGAAGAGGUGGUUGUGUUGGCUAAAUCUAAUCUUGAUCAAUGGUUGUCAGCUCAAGAGAAGCAUGCUUCUCUGUUUGUGGAUCUUCUACUGCCAGAGGACGGUGGGGAGUGUUGGACUAAGCCUCAAAUGGGAUAUGCCAAGAUUAAUGUUGAUGCAACCUUGUUUGUUAAUGACAGACAGAUUGGCUUCAGCUGUGUGGCCAGAGAUCAUGAUGGAUACUUGAUUGAAGCCAUUGCUUCUCGUAGGCGUGGAAUUGUGAAGCCUGAGAUGGCUGAGGCUUUAGGUGUGAAGGAGGCCCUGAGCUAG